This is a messenger RNA of Lipotes vexillifer (Yangtze River dolphin), 3120 nucleotides long. It is a transcript of the gene SSH1, whose product is annotated as slingshot protein phosphatase 1. Gene Ontology annotation, molecular function: phosphatase activity; actin binding. Bases 1 to 3120 code for a protein of 1039 amino acids. Gene Ontology annotation, biological process: protein dephosphorylation; negative regulation of actin filament polymerization. NCBI's taxonomy places the organism in Eukaryota, Metazoa, Chordata, Mammalia, Artiodactyla, Lipotidae. The record is from RefSeq and is a predicted model, not a curated record. The transcript is spliced from 15 exons.
AUGGCCCUGGUGACCCUGCAGCGCUCGCCCACGCCCAGUGCCGCCUCCUCCUCCGCCAGCAACAGCGAGUUGGAGGCUGGCAGCGAUGAAGAUCGCAAGUUAAACCACAGCUUAAGUGAGAGUUUUUUCAUGGUGAAAGGAGCAGCCCUCUUCUUACAACAGGGAAGCAGCCCUCAAGGCCAGCGGAGUCUUCAGCAUCCCCACAAGCAUGCAGGGGACCUGCCUCAACAUCUUCAAGUAAUGAUCAACCUUCUGCGUUGUGAAGAUAGAAUCAAGCUGGCCGUGCGCUUGGAGAGCGCCCGGGCUGAGCGGGCCCGCUACAUGGUGGUGGUGGACAGCAGCGGGCGCCAGGACACAGAGGAGAGUAUCCUGCUGGGAGUCGACUUUUCCAGUAAGGAAAGUAAAAGCUGUACCAUUGGGAUGGUUCUCCGACUGUGGAGUGACACAAAAAUCCACCUUGACGGAGACGGUGGAUUCAGCGUCAGCACGGCAGGAAGGAUGCACAUCUUCAAGCCCGUGUCUGUCCAGGCCAUGUGGUCUGCCCUGCAGGUCCUCCACAAGGCCUGCGAGGUGGCGCGCAGGCAUAACUACUUUCCCGGGGGCGUGGCGCUGCUCUGGGCCUCCUACUACGAGAGCUGCAUUGGCUCCGAGCAGAGCUGCAUCAACGAGUGGAACGCCAUGCAGGACCUGGAGUCCACGAGGCCCGACUCACCCGCCCUGUUCGCGGACAAGCCAACUGAAGGGGAGAGGACUGAGCGUCUCAUCAAAGCCAAACUCCGGAGCAUCAUGAUGAGUCAGGACCUGGAGAAUGUGACGUCCAAGGAAAUCCGUAAUGAAUUAGAGAAACAGAUGAACUGUAACUUGAAAGAAUUCAAGGAAUUCAUAGACAACGAGAUGCUCCUUAUCUUGGGACAGAUGGACAAGCCCUCCCUCAUCUUCGACCAUCUUUAUCUCGGCUCUGAAUGGAAUGCAUCCAAUCUGGAGGAACUGCAGGGCUCAGGUGUUGACUACAUUUUAAACGUCACUAGAGAAAUAGAUAAUUUUUUCCCUGGCUUAUUUGCGUAUCAUAACAUCCGAGUCUAUGAUGAAGAGACCACAGACCUCCUUGCCCACUGGAACGAGGCGUACCAUUUUAUAAACAAAGCAAAGAGGAACCACUCCAAGUGCCUGGUACAUUGCAAAAUGGGCGUCAGUCGCUCUGCUUCCACGGUCAUAGCCUACGCGAUGAAGGAAUUUGGCUGGCCCCUGGAGAAAGCCUACAACUACGUGAAGCAAAAACGCAGCAUCACACGCCCCAACGCAGGCUUUAUGAGGCAGCUGUCUGAGUAUGAAGGCAUCUUGGACGCCAGCAAACAACGGCACAACAAGCUGUGGCGCCAGCAGCCUGUGGAUGACCCAGCGGGGCCUGGGGACUUCCUGCCGGAGACCCUGGACGGCACCCCGGAAGCCCAGCCGCCCUGCCUGGACGCCGCCGCCCAGCCUGGGUUCCCGGGCAGCGGGACCCCGGGGGGACCCGCUCUCCCCUGCUGUCUCCGGCGACUCUCAGACCCCCUGUUGCACUGCCCCAGAGACGAGAUGGGCGGCUGGGUCCACCUGGAGGAUCUGGAGAGGGAUGCUCUGCUGGAAGAAGCCGCUCAGCCGGCAGAGGCAUCCAAGCCGGCCGGACACGCCCCAGGAGGUCCUGGACUCUGUGAGGAGGAAGUGAAGAAGAAACUGGAGCGUGGGAGCCCCCAGGCCCGGGGUGGCUCGUCGCCGCAGGUGGAGGAGAUGGAAAGGGAGGAGGCCCCGGGUGCAGGGAAGUGGGGGCAGCCUGUUACUGAGCUCGAUAACCUGCUGAAUUGGGAAAACCUAAAUAACAACAACAGCAAGAGGAGCUGCCCAGACGACUUCGAGCAUGAUGCGAUCUUUGGGAUCCUUAACAAAGUGAAGCCUUCCUACAAAUCCUGCUCCGACUGCAUGUACCCUGCAGCCAGCGGGAUUCCCGAGGCCUUCGGGGAGCGAUGCAAGAACCCCGGUGCUCCUGCCAUCUGCACCCAGCCCACCUUCCUGCCCCACCUCACGUCUUCCCCCACGGCCCCUGUGGCCAGCAGGUCCCGAGCUUCAGAGAAACUGUCCUCUGGCCCAACCGAAACUCCCCCAUUCCUACCACCAGCAGGCUCGAGGAGGCCAGACAUCAGUGGCCCUGGGGCCGGGGCUGCCCCAGAGCUACCAGCCAGCCUUUUGGAACCUUCCAGAGAGACUCACAAAGUCCUACCAAAGUCCCUCCUUUUGAAGAGUUCUCACUGUGUUAAGAACGCUCCCAACAUGGAAGUGGCAAAGGACGACUCGCCACCCAAGAAAGAUCCGAAGCCAGCCAAGGACCUGCGGCUCCUCUUCAGUAAAGAAGCUGAGAGGCCGACAGCCAACAGCUACUUGAUGCAGCACCAGGAAUCCAUCAUCCAGCUGCAGAAGGCGGGCUUGGUCCGCAAGCACACCAAAGAGCUAGAGAGGCUGAAGCGCACGCCGGCCGGCCUGGCGGCCCCCUGCAAGGACAGCCCCACCGGCAGGCUGGAGGCCAGCAUCCCCGAGGAGAACCAGGACCCGGCUCUGCCUGGCCAAGCCCAGGGCGAUGAGAAGCCCGAGGCUGGCCCCCGUCCGUCAGAAGGAACCCCACUGAAGAGCCCCCCACUCUUCCUCUGCCGCCCAGACCACACCAGUCACUUCUCAAAAGACUUCCUGAAGACCAUCUGCUACACCCCGACCUCAUCCUCCAUGAGCUCCACCCUGACCCGGAGCUCAAGCAGCGACAGCAUCCACAGCGUCCGGGGGAAGCCCGGGCUGGUGAAGCAACGCACGCAGGAGAUCGAGACGCGGCUCCGGCUGGCGGGCCUCACGGUCUCGUCCCCGCUCAAGCGCUCUCACUCCCUUGCCAAGCUCGGGAGCCUCAACCUCUCGACAGAGGACCUGUCCAGUGAGGCCGACGUGUCCACCGUGGCUGACUCCCAGGAUGCCAGGUUGAGCGAGUCUUCCUUCUUGCAUGAGCCCCCAGUGGCCCCCAGGAACCCAACUGCAACCUCUAAACCGUCAGGGAAAUCUGCCCCGGAAAACUUGAAAAGCCCUUCGUGGAUGAGCAAAAGCUGA